Messenger RNA from Manis pentadactyla (Chinese pangolin), 3455 nucleotides. RefSeq names its product chromodomain Y like (gene CDYL). NCBI's taxonomy places the organism in Eukaryota, Metazoa, Chordata, Mammalia, Pholidota, Manidae. Gene Ontology annotation, molecular function: transcription corepressor activity. The transcript has 7 exons. Bases 350 to 1984 code for a protein of 544 amino acids. The record is from RefSeq and is a predicted model, not a curated record. Gene Ontology annotation, cellular component: nucleus.
GCCAGCUGCGCCGCCGUGCACCGCCGCCGCGCCCGCCCCAGCCCGUCCCGGCCCCGCGGCGGGCGCGAUGAGCCCCAGUCCGAGCCGGCCCGCCGGGGAGUGAGCGCGGGGCGCGGAGGGCUCGUUGCGCAGCUGCUCCUGCGCACAACCCUGCCGCCGCCGCCGCCGCCGGCCCGCACUGGCAGAGUGAGCUGCUCGCUCGUGCCGAGCACCCGGCGCCGGGAGCGGGAGCAGGAAGCGCAGGCCACGCAGAGACCCAACUGAAACAAAGUGUCGGCCGCUCGGCGGCGGCGGCGGCGCCUCACCCCGACCCUGCCCCUCCCGCCCUCCAGCAACUCCGCCGCCCACCAUGGCUUCCGAGGAGCUGUAUGAGGUUGAAAGGAUUGUUGACAAAAGGAAAAACAAAAAAGGGAAGACAGAAUACUUGGUUCGGUGGAAAGGCUAUGAGAGUGAGGACGACACCUGGGAACCGGAGCAGCACCUGGUGAACUGCGAGGAGUACAUCCACGACUUCAACAGGCGCCACACCGAGAAGCAGAGAGAAAGCACGUUAGCCAGAGCAAAUAGAACCUCUCCAAACAAUGCUAGGAAACAGAUUUCCAGAUCCACCAACAGCAACUUUUCUAAGACCUCUCCUAAAUCACUAGUGAUUGGCAAGGACCUCGAGCCUAAAAACAGUCAGUUAUUUGCUGCCAGCCAGAAGUUCAGGAAAAACACAGCUCCAUCUCUCGCAAACCGGAAGAAUAUGGACCUAGCAAAAUCAGGUAUAAAGAUACUUGUGCCUAAAAGCCCCAUUAAGAGCAGGACGGCAGUGGACGGCUUUCAGAAUGAGAGCCCUGAAAAACUGGACCCCAUUGAGCAAGGUCAGGAGGACACGGUGGCGCCAGAAGUAGCAGCUGAAAAGCCAGUUGGAGCUCUGUUGGGCCCUGGGGCAGAACGAGCUAGAAUGGGGAGCAGGCCCCGAAUACACCCACUAGUGCCUCAGGUGUCUGGCCCCGUGACUGCGGCCAUGGCCACAGGAUUAGCUGUUAACGGGAAAGGUACAUCUCCGUUUAUGGAUGCAUUAACAGCCAAUGGGACAACCAACAUACAGACAUCUGUUACAGGAGUGACAGCCGGGAAAAGGAAAUUUAUUGACGACAGACGAGACCAGCCUUUUGACAAGCGGUUGCGUUUCAGUGUGAGGCAAACAGAAAGUGCCUACAGAUACAGAGAUAUUGUCGUCAGGAAGCAGGAUGGCUUCACCCACAUCUUGUUGUCAACAAAAUCAUCAGAGAAUAACUCACUCAAUCCAGAGGUAAUGAAGGAGGUGCAGAGUGCGCUGAGCACGGCUGCCGCCGACGACAGCAAGCUCGUGCUGCUCAGCGCCGUGGGCAGCGUCUUCUGCUGUGGACUCGACUUUAUUUAUUUCAUACGGCGUUUAACAGAUGACAGAAAAAGAGAAAGCACUAAAAUGGCGGAAGCUAUCAGAAACUUCGUGAAUACUUUCAUUCAGUUUAAGAAGCCUAUUAUUGUAGCAGUAAAUGGCCCAGCCAUUGGGCUAGGAGCGUCCAUACUGCCUCUCUGUGAUGUGGUUUGGGCCAAUGAAAAGGCUUGGUUCCAAACACCCUAUACUACCUUCGGACAAAGUCCAGAUGGCUGUUCCACCGUUAUGUUUCCCAAGAUUAUGGGAGGAGCAUCUGCAAAUGAAAUGUUGCUCAGUGGGCGGAAGCUGACCGCACAGGAGGCGUGUGGCAAAGGCCUGGUCUCGCAGGUGUUCUGGCCCGGGACCUUCACCCAGGAAGUCAUGGUUCGCAUUAAGGAGCUUGCCUCAUGUAAUCCCGUUGUGCUUGAGGAGUCCAAAGCCCUCGUGCGCUGCAACAUGAAGAUGGAGUUGGAGCAGGCCAAUGAGAGGGAGUGUGAAGUCCUGAAGAAGAUCUGGGGCUCCGCUCAAGGGAUGGACUCCAUGUUGAAAUACCUACAGAGGAAAAUCGAUGAGUUUUGAUUGGCAGGCUUCCUGUGGUGAUGCUGGAGUUGUAGAGCAGGACAUCUGGGUGCCAUGGUGCCCUGCUCCGUCCUCUCAGCCUGAACCAAGUUCACUCUUAGUUCGCUCUUGGAAGCAGGACUUUGAAACAUCCACGUUAUUUAUUAUCAAGGAGUUUUUAAGUACUGUAACUUUAAAAUAAGUACCUACAAAGCUCCUUUAUCCAAACGUCAUUAUUUUAUACUUAAUAUACACACAAGUGUAGAAGUACAAUGGCGAGCUCUAGACUGCUCUUUGAAGCUCUAAUUUUUGUUAUCUUUAGCUAGUACUGUAUAAAAAAGAAAAGUGUGUUUUGCUGUUUUUGGUUUUGGGUGGCAGAAAAGUCUGUAAUGUUCGUUUUCCUUAUUUUUCCUUCUGUAACACAGAAUCUAAAGAGGCUGUUAGCCAGCCUCACCUCCCCUGUCCCAAACAGAGAUUCAGAAGAUCUUUGUCUCCAAAAAGGUACAAAUACCUCAGAGAUGGGAAAUUCUAAAUCAAAAGUAAAACUUACUUUUUAGGAUAAGUCUUUGAUGAAAAACCCACUGACAAACAUACUCCCAAACUAAAGAACCCUGAGGGUUCACACUGAAAAAUCAGUCGAUUCUUCCUUCUUUUUUAAUAAGUCUGGUUCUUACCCAGUUAACAUGAAACCACUGUUUGUCUUGAAGAAAGCUUGUUUUGAUGUAUUAGAGAAUCACUCAGCUGAAGUAUGAAUAUGAGUAUCUAAGUUAGUCUUAGUGGGUUUUAAAUAGUUUUUCUGACCUUUUUGAAAAAUAACUACAUAAGUGCUUCUUGUUGCUGGGUGAGAAAUACUACUUUAUAUACAUACAGUUUUGGUUUUCUAUUUGCAGAUAUUGAUGUACUACACCAAAAAAAGUAUUUUUAUGUUUAUAAAGUGUAAUUUUUAGUUUCACUUAGAAUAUAUUUUAUUUAAUAAGUUAAAAUUCUUUUGGCACACUAUUAAAUGCAGAAAUUCCUUUUUAAAAAAAAGAACUACCUUAUAUUCGACAUUCAAUGUUCCUGGUCUCAGACACUUUCAUGUCUACAUGAUAUGCUGAUUACAGUAUCGUGUUCACGAGUGCCCUGUGUAAAUAGACAUUCACAUUCCUUUCAGGAGUGGGGACUGAUUCCUGAUUACAGAUGCCUAUUGUUAGGCUUCUGAGCUUGCAAUCAUAUUGAAUGUAUGAAGAAUGAAAUAAAAUCAAAACCUUAUUUUUGUACAGUUUUGAAGUUUAUACUUAGAACCGACCACCUCCCAGCCAUGUGGAGAGCUGUACAGUGUGUAAAUCUGCCUUUACCUUGGAUUGGUUGGUGCAGUAUUUUUGCAUCUGUGGGACCUACUUUUUCGUUCAGUAGUUUGACUUAUAUAUAAACUGUACAAUCUGUAAAGUUUUUAUAGAAUAAAUAUUCAGCUGUGAAAACUGGUUAAAUAAAACUAAUAUUUCUUAACACA